Molecule: messenger RNA, 1673 nt
Organism: Diospyros lotus (date-plum)
Lineage: Eukaryota; Viridiplantae; Streptophyta; Magnoliopsida; Ericales; Ebenaceae
Product: ethylene-responsive transcription factor CRF2-like
Exons: 1
Coding region: 601-1605 (334 amino acids)
Biological process (GO): regulation of DNA-templated transcription
Molecular function (GO): DNA-binding transcription factor activity; DNA binding
Source: RefSeq, a predicted model, not a curated record
AUAGCCUCGGCCUACCCCUCCCCCUCUCUCUCUCUGCGUGUUUCUCUCUCUCCAUCAGUUUCCUUCACUUUCUCGGAGAUUUUUGUUUUCUCGGGAAAAUACUGAGGGAAAGGAAAGGAAAGGAAAGGAAAAGAAAGGAAAGGAUUCGAAGUCACUCAGACUCACCUCACCUCCUUGAGCUGCUGAAGCGACGGACGAAGCUUCACUGAUUCUCGCCAUUUUUAUUCCCUUUCGCUUUUCUCUUUUCCGGUGAAAGGUGGUGCUCCACAGCCACGGUUGCUCUCUUUUCUUUGCAACUUUCCGAUAAAAUAUCUCUUUUUCUCUCUCAGAGUCACGCACGCCUUGCGGCUGUGCUUUCCGUGCUCUCGAGUUCUUGGCCUCCCUAGCCGCUGCUGCUUCACACGGUCUAACAAAUCAAAUCCUCGGUCUCCUCAGAAAGCGUUUUUCAUUCGCUUUCCUUUUUCUUCUUUUGUCGUUGCUUUCCUCGAAAUUUCUCUCGCUUUAGCGGCUUUUUCACCGGUAUUUAUAUCGGACUGGCGGUGGUUUUAUCUCCGUUUGAAGCUCUUGCUCUCAAUGCGAAUCUGAGAUUUGUGCGCAUAAAUGGAUCCAAAUAUGCUGUGUCCAGUGAAGUACAGUGAGCACAAGAGGCAAACCUGCUUGGUCCGGUCGUCGCCGCUGGGAGCUGUCUCCGGCAGGAGGAAAUCGCCGGAACUAAAUGCCGCCGGUCCGAGAGUCGUGCGGAUAUCGGUGACCGACGCCGACGCGACGGACUCGUCCAGCGACGAGGACGACGGAAUGUUCCGCCGGCAAAGAGUGAAAAGGUUCGUUAACGAGGUCACUAUCGAGACGUGUUCGUCGACGGCCAGGCCGGUGGUGCCUGGGGCCGGAAAUCGCCGGAGAAAGCUGGCAGGAAAUUCUCAGUCUCCGGCGAGACGGUUGAGAGUGACCUCCGGGAGAAAGUUUCGCGGUGUACGACAGCGGCCUUGGGGGAAAUGGGCGGCGGAGAUCAGAGAUCCGCUGCGACGUGUACGGCUGUGGUUAGGCACCUACGACACAGCCGAAGAAGCCGCCAUGGUUUACGACCACGCAGCGAUUCAGCUCCGUGGCCCCGACGCGCUCACCAACUUCGCCACGCCGCCGGCCCAACCCGACGCGCCGGAAACCAACCCGGCGUCGAUUUGUUCCGGCUACAACUCGGGCGAAGAGUCUCACAGCAACAACAAUAACCUCCCCUCUCCCAAGUCCGUCCUCCGGUUCCACUCUCCGGCCACCGACGAACUCGAGUCGACUCAUCAACCCAAGCCCGAGUCAUCCCGCCCACUCAACGAGUUCACCGAGGAAAGCCGAGAUCUCAAAGAAGACACAUUCGAGACGCUAUUUCCGCCCCCGGAGGACAUAUUCGAUUUCCAGAACCCGUUACCCGUACCCGACUUGUUUAAAGAUACGGGUCUGGAAGAAAACCUGUUCAGCGAGGAUUUCACCGACGCGUUCCUCGGGUCGGGAUUCGACUUCGGUUUCGGGCAGUCCGCGUGGCCGCUAGACGAUCAUUUCCAAUUUCAAGAUAUCGGCGAUAUAUUCACAUCAGACCCUCUCGUGGCUCUCUAAAUAUCGGCAAAUUUUGUUUUGUAUGGGCGCGGUGAAUAAAGUUAUCCACCGGCUUGGGCUUUGCUCAA